Hylaeus anthracinus is the source of this 524-nucleotide messenger RNA. RefSeq lists its product as uncharacterized. The record is from RefSeq and is a predicted model, not a curated record. The transcript is spliced from 3 exons. Bases 82 to 453 code for a protein of 123 amino acids. Lineage: Eukaryota; Metazoa; Arthropoda; Insecta; Hymenoptera; Colletidae.
UUCAGUUUGAAUCGGCAGUGGCUGUGAGGUUGUCUAGCAAAUCAGUUUUGUGCCAUUGUUUCUCAUUUCCAGUUCCUAACUAUGCGAUUACUAUAUAAAACGGCUCUACUCCUACUCGUAGCUGGCAUGGUGUAUAGUAAUACGUCCUCCAAAAUAGAACCUACUUGCGAUUGCACAUAUUGUUACAAUAAAAACGAAAACGAUACGGAAUAUGAAGAUGAACAUAUAACACCAAAGUUAUACAAAGAAGACAGCGAUGGCGACGGCAAUCGAACCAUUUGUGCACGAGAUCGCGAAUUCAAUGAUCGCACCUUUCCGAGCGUUUGUCAUAUGUUGUGUUACAAUCGCUGUCUGAUUCUACGACUUUCGACUGUUAAAGACAGUAAAACUGAGAUAAAUGUGGUGAUCGCGUUCAGAAACAAUUACUAUAAAUUGCGAGACGGUAAAUGCUGAAAUAUUCUCUUUGGAGAUAACAAUAUCUAUACGACGAUACAUAGUCCACGCGAAGAAAAAUGUACUAUAAG